CAGGCGGCGGGAGGGAGGGGCGCCUCCGUGGGCGCUCGGGGCCGCGCUCGCACAGUCCCGGCGGCGGCGACGGCGCGAGGACCCCAAGUUUGGCGGCGAGGGCGCGGAUCCCCCGCGCCGAUCCCCUCCUCUGCCGCCGGGGCCGCGGCGCGCCGCGUCUUCUCGUCACAGUUUAUCUGGGCGAGUUUCUAAUGGCGGACGCGGAGCGGGCAGGUCUCGGGCUCCGGGCCAGUGCGGGGGUUUCCGCCCCGCGGCGACGCGAGUUUCCCGCGAGUGGGUCCGGGCACGACGGGGACGGCGGAGGGACCAGGAAUCGCCUUCAGGCCAGUCUGGUGGACGUUUGUCUGAAGCUGAGGAGGACCGCGUCGCCACAAUCCUACCUCCUUCACUGUCUUGAGCGUCUAAGAAAAUUGAAGCCAGCAUGUGUAAACUUACCUCAGCUUUCCAUCUAUUAUUUCUACAUACUUAUAUAUGUUCUAAUUACAACUGGACAAAACCUUGAACAGCAUGGGUUUGGACUGUUCUUUGGCAUAGAUAAAUGUUCAGCGGGAGGAUUAGACUUGACUGAACAGACUCCUGUUUUAUCAGGGAGUAAAGCCAUGGCAGCUAGUUUCAUGGACGUAGCAUUUGGUGACCCAGCUAGUCCUUUAGUUAGUAGAUCUAGAAACUCGUCAGCGGAGGACGAUGAUGAUGAUGUUGUAUUUAUUGAAUCAAUACAACCUCCUUCAAGUUCUGCUCCAGUAAUAGCUGAUCAAAGAAAUUUUAUAUUUGCUGCAUCAAGAAAUGAAAAGCUACAAGGAAAUUAUUCCAUAAUUCUUCCUUCCUCAAGAGAUUUGGCUUCUCAGAAGGGAAGUAUAAGUGAGACAAUUGUCAUUGAUGAUGAAGAAGACAUGGAAACAAAUGGAAGGGAAAAGACAGUUUCUUCUAGUUUUAUUGAAUGGGCACUUCCUGGAAGUAAAAACAGAGCCAAAGAUUUGGAUUUCUCCACUUCCAGUCUUUCAAGAAGUAAGACCAAGACUGCUGUAGGACCUUUUAAUCCUGGUAGAAUGAAUGUGGCAGGAGGCAUAUUUCAGAACGGAGGAUUUACAGCUCAUCAUAGUCCUGAUUCUUGGAUCUCCCAGUCAGCAUCCUUUCCCCGUAAUCAGAAACAGCCAGGGGUGGAUUCUUUAUCACCAGUGGACUCGCUUCCUAAACAGAUCUUCCAGCCUUCUGCCCAACAGCAACCCACUAAACCAGCUAAAAUCACUUGUGCAAACUGCAAAAAGCCUUUACAGAAGGGACAGACAGCUUAUCAGCGAAAAGGAUCAGCUCACCUCUUCUGUUCUACCACCUGCCUCUCUUCCUUCUCUCAUAAGCGUACUCCAAAGAAACGCAAGGUGACAUGUAAAAAAGGUGCACCUGCAAAAAAGGCUACUCUUGUUCCUCAAGGGGAGUCAAGUGAAUCCUUCCAGAAAUUUUGUGGUACAUCUUCGUCUCCCUAUGAAGAUAACCAGAAUCUUCGAAAAAGAGUUCUGAAUAAAUCAAGAUGUACAAUCUGCAGUAGACUAACAGAGAUUCGGCAUGAAGUCAGCGUUAACAAUGUAACACAUAAGCUGUGCAGUAACCAGUGCUUUAACAAGUACAGGUUGGCCAAUGGUCUAGUGAUGAAUUGCUGUGAGCAGUGUGGGGAGUACCUGCCCAGCAAAGGUGCUGGAAACAAUCUCCUAGUCAUUGAAGGUCAGCAGAUGAGAUUUUGCUGCCAAAGUUGUGUUAACGAAUAUAAACAGAUGAUGGAAACAAACUCAAAAAAAGUGCUAGCAUCGGAAAACAGAAAAAGGAGUGCUGUUAGAGAAGAAAAUGCAAGAGAAUUGUAUGGGUCAUUGAAUAUACUUUUGGAAAAAAUAGAAAGAACACCAGUGAAAAAGGAAAAGACUUCAGAACUACAAGUGACAGCAGAAUGUAGCCAAGAUGCAUCAUUGGUCCAACAGGAUGUGAAUUUACCUCCUUCUGUGUCAACCAUAGCUGAUAAAUUUCAAGAGCAACUAGGAGAGAAACAAUCAGAAGACUCCAUUAUACCAGCUGUGCUUUCUGCAGAUCCAGGUACGUGGCCCCGAAUUUUGAGUAUUAAAGCAAGGGACACUCUAGUUGAAAAUGAUCCACCUCAAGUGAGAAAUUUUAACUUUCCAAAGGACGGUACAGGGAGGAAGUUUUCAGAAACUUACUAUACAAGAAUUCUUCCAAAUGGUGAAAAAACCACUAGAUCCUGGUUACUUUAUUCGACCUCGAAAGAUUCUGUGUUUUGUCUAUAUUGCAAACUCUUUGGGGAAGGAAAAAAUCAACUGAAGAAUGAGAACGGCUGCAGAGAUUGGCAGCAUUUAUCACAUAUUCUUAGCAAACAUGAGGAGAGUGAGAUGCACAUCAACAAUAGGGUUAAAUAUUCAAAAUUAAAAUCUGAUUUGAAAAAAAGUAAAGCUGUGGAACACAGAUUACAGGAGAGCGUGGGAAAGGAGGGCGUGAAGCUCUUACACACCUUAGACCUGAGCUGACAUGAUGAGGUCGCACACUUACUCAGACCUGUACCCUGACAGUCGGUGCCUCUGUGCUGAGGCUCCCAGACGGAGUGAUUUAUCAGCUCAUCAGCAAUAAGUAUCAUAGCAAGUAACUAGUAAAGAUGGUUUCCGCUCCAAAGUCUAAAGCUAGUUGGAUUUGUAGUGAUUAAUGCCCGAUUUCACUGAAGGCAAUUGUUGAUCUUUUCAGCUUUUCAAUUCACACCUUUUAAAAUGGGCACUUCAGGACUGACAUUUGACUGGUGUGGCUAAUACUCUGAGAGAGGGAGGGAAAGACUUGAAU
Messenger RNA from Physeter macrocephalus (sperm whale), 2829 nucleotides. It is a transcript of the gene ZMYM5, whose product is annotated as zinc finger MYM-type containing 5. The transcript has 9 exons. Bases 192 to 2525 code for a protein of 777 amino acids. Lineage: Eukaryota; Metazoa; Chordata; Mammalia; Artiodactyla; Physeteridae. The record is from RefSeq and is a predicted model, not a curated record. Gene Ontology annotation, molecular function: zinc ion binding.